This is a messenger RNA of Effrenium voratum, 1338 nucleotides long. NCBI's taxonomy places the organism in Eukaryota, Dinophyceae, Suessiales, Symbiodiniaceae. The record is from the annotation of a GenBank genome assembly.
AUGGCUUGUUACGCUUGGAACAUCCUGGUGGCUGCCAUUUUCCAGCCUGCGCGGGUUCCAAGCAUGGCCUGGUGGCCUUGCACGUUGGCCAUGACGUUUUUGCAGAAUCUGACGCCCAGCCAGCUGCUGUUUGCUGCAGCAGCACUCCGAAUCAUUUUGAUUGUCGUGGCUGAGGUGCAGGACGUGUUGGCUGAGGUGCCUUAUACGGACGUGGAUUACCAGGUCUUUUCCGAUGCGGCUGAGUCUGUUUCCUUGGGGCUGAGCCCAUACAAUGGCCGAACAGCCUUACUUGCCAACGAAGCCACGCGCUACAGAUACACGCCACUCCUAGCCUACAUGCUUCUGCCGAAUCUCUGGGUCAAAGCGUGGGGCAAAGUCUUGUUCUCGUCUCUCGAUGUGGUCGCUGGAGUUUUGCUGAUUCGGGGAUGUCUUGGCCAAAGUGGAGACAUUCGAUUUAGGCUGGCUCUCUGGCUCUUCAACCCCUUCUGCUUCACAAUCUCCACACGCGGAAGUGGAGAGUCCGUGGUUGUGUUUCUGGUGUAUGCUUUGCUGUACUUCCUGGAGUCGAAUUGGCAGCUGAGUGCUGUGAUCUUCGGUUUGGCCGUGCACUGGCGAAUGUAUCCGGUGAUAUAUCUGCCCGCUCUGGCGAUGCACCUUCCCUUUCGCAAGCUGCUAGGAUUUUGUCUCGUAUCCUUCAUGACCUUUGCUUCGCUUGCGCUGGUCUUCUAUCUUCUCUAUGGCAUGGAAUUUAUUGAGUGCGCCUACCUUCACCACAGCAAAAGGAGGGACCCACAGCACAAUUUCUCGGUCUAUUUCUAUCCCACAGCUCUGUACUUGGAGGCAGGCAUCGGAUUUGAUGUGGCACGCUUUGCGGCUCUUCCACAACUGCUGUUGUGCACCUUGCUGGGCACAUGCUCCGCGGUCGACCUGCCGCAAACGUUUCUCCUGCAAACCCUGGCGUUUGUGGCCACCAACAAAGUGGUGACGGCGCAAUACUUUGUGUGGUGGCUCUGCCUGCUGCCCGCCAUGUCGCCCGGAAAGCGCCUCCUGCGUGGCUUGGCGCUUUGGAUGGCUGCGGAGAUCCACUGGCUGCUCUGGGCCUAUCUCCUGGAGUUCCGGCAGCUGCCGGUGCGGCCGGGCGUGUGGCUGGCCAGCUGUAGCUUUCUUGGAGCCCAGCUGCACCUGCUGUGGCAGCUUUGGACGGUUCACCCGGAGUACUUCUUCGAUGUGUUGCGGCCAGCCCUGGCAGCCACUGGGCGAAAUCUUUGGAGGGCGCGGCUUUGGGUGGGUCGCGGAGCAUCGGAGCGCGCUCCGCUUGGAAGGCGACGCCUUCCCUGA